CGCCCCCCUCUGCCCAAUGGACACACGGGCGUGCAUAGAUAGCAUAUAUAAAGGCGCGGCGCGGGGCCGGGGCAGUGCACUUGCCUUUCCCAUCAUGAGGACACUUCUCGCUCUCGUUGCGCUCGCAGCACUUGCGACCGCCGAGUCCAAUGAGUCGCUGCAGCUGGACAACGGGCUGGUGAGGGGCACGUGGGGAGACCCCGAGAUGUGCGCCGCCGGAUCCCACGCUUUCGCCUUCGAGAUCAAGUAUGCUGACCUUGGGCACAUUGACGAUACGGCAGUCAACGGCGUGAGGCUCUACUGCGAGACUCCGGCCGGCUCUCUCACGGGCUACGUGACCAGCUCCGAGGGCAAGUGGGGCGAGUGGCGAGGAAUGCGCACCUGCACGUUGGGGCAUCACCUGGUGGGCCUUCAGGGCAACGUGGUGGACCCGCAGGGCAACUUCGGGGACGAUCUCGGAGUGGACAACCUGCGCAUGGAGUGUGACGACGGCGACAUCCUGGACGGCCUCUACGGCGUGCCCAAUGCCCAGGUGAGCGAGCCGCUGGUCUGAGGGGGAGGAGCUGGC
This is a messenger RNA of Penaeus vannamei (Pacific white shrimp), 568 nucleotides long. The record is from RefSeq and is a predicted model, not a curated record. Lineage: Eukaryota; Metazoa; Arthropoda; Malacostraca; Decapoda; Penaeidae.